Messenger RNA from Drosophila kikkawai, 2045 nucleotides. RefSeq names its product VAMP-associated protein 33kDa (gene Vap33). The record is from RefSeq and is a predicted model, not a curated record. Gene Ontology annotation, cellular component: endoplasmic reticulum membrane; plasma membrane. Gene Ontology annotation, biological process: endoplasmic reticulum membrane organization. NCBI's taxonomy places the organism in Eukaryota, Metazoa, Arthropoda, Insecta, Diptera, Drosophilidae. Gene Ontology annotation, molecular function: FFAT motif binding.
AACAUCCGUUAGUCUCAUCUCUAAAUUGACAGGCGUUUUUCUGACAGAAUUUGUGGCUUUGCAUUGCGUACGAAAAUUAACGAAAGGAAAACCCGAAAACGUGAAAAACAUUCGACUAGACUGGAGUGAAAACUAGCCGAAGGUAGUGAAAAAACGCACGUUGAUCGUAGUUUUUUCCAAAAUAACUGCACGCGACUGUAGAAACCGCUGUGCGUGUGUUAGUGUGAGUCUCUCGGCCAUUCCUUUAUUUUUUUUUUGUCCGUUUUCGCAAGCGUGUGUGUGUGGUCGCAUCAAAUUUACCGAUAUUCCGGACAGUGAGCGAAACGGGCGAGGAAAACGCGCAGUGUGAAAAGGAAAUAACACGGGGGGAAAAACGAAGAAAAAAAGCUAACGAAACAAGCAAAAUUUGCUUCAGAAAUAAAAACAACAGCAGGCAUUUAGUUCUGUUCGGAGAGUAUUGGCGAAAAAAACGCAAACCCAACAACAUCAUCAAAAAGGACGAACCGCACAAACACAAACGGAAAUUUAACAACGUUAAAAAAAGAGGAGCGCAGAGCAGCGCCGCGACACGAACAACAACAACAAUCAGCCAGCAGUCGCAGCAGAAGAAGCUUCAAGAGCCGCCAAAAUGAGCAAGCCACUCUAUGAGACCCCGCUGACCAUUGACCCGGAGCAUGAAUUGCGCUUUGUUGGACCCUUCAAUCGGUCCGUCGUCACAAUCAUGAGUCUGCGCAACAAUUCGGCUUUGCCCUUGGUCUUCAAGAUCAAGACAACCGCCCCGAAGCGCUACUGCGUACGUCCAAACAUUGGCAAGAUCCUGCCCUAUCGCUCGACCCAGGUGGAAAUCUGUCUGCAGCCAUUCAUCUACGAUCAACAGGAGAAGAACAAGCACAAGUUCAUGGUGCAGAGCGUCCUGGCACCCACGGAUGCCGAUUUAACCGAUUUGAAUAAAUUGUGGAAGGAACUGGAGCCGGAGCAACUGAUGGACGCCAAGUUAAAGUGCGUGUUCGAGAUGCCCAAUAACGAUGCGAAUUCUGAAAACACUAGCGGCGGCGCCGGUGAUAUCGGCGUCGGCGGCGGCACCGGCAGUGCCGGAGGUGGCAGCGCGGGCGCAAACACUAGCUCAGCCAGUGCCGAGGCGCUCGAGAACAAGCCCAAGCUAUCCAGCGAAGAUAAGCCCUCGAAUUUGCCAGAUGCAGGAGAAUCCGUGGAGUCGAUGGCCGGAACGAUUAAGGCUCUGCGUGAGGUCAACAGCGAACUGCGAAAAGAAAUUCUCCACUUGAAGGAUCAAAUCACACGCUACCGCAGCUCGGCGGCCAUGAAGCAGGUUAAUGAGCCCUAUGCCCCAGUUUUGGCUGAGAAACAGAUUCCAGUCUUUUACAUUGCAAUUGCCAUUGCUGCGGCCAUCUUGAGCCUUUUGCUGGGCAAGUACUUUCUCUGAAUGCCAUAAACACCACAACACCAACGACAGUAACACGUAACAUGCAACAUGCAGCAGCAGCAACAACAACAUCAACAACAACAUCAACAACAACAACAUGCAACAGCAACAACGAAAGGCAAGCAGCAGGGGCAUUCAAAACAUCAUGUAAAAGCUGCACCAUAACAACAGCAAGAAAACAAAACUAAACAAGGAGAAAAAAAAAAAAAAAACAACAAAAAAGACAAAGACAAACAAAAAAGUUAAGAAAUUCAUAAAUAUAUAUAUUCGCAAAUGGUAAAAUCCCUAUUUCAAAUCAAGGCUCAGAUUUUUUUUAUUGCAUUUCUUUUUUCGUUUCCCAGUUUUUUUUUUUUAUAUUUUACAUUAACGUUAACGUUAAAAAUGUUACUUGAAAAGUGAUUUACAACCUAUAUAUAUAUAUUUGUCUUAGUCGUUUUAAAUAUGCAUUUCGAAAAAGUUGGAAAACAUGGACAAAAUUGCGUUGAAGUAUUUUUAAGGAAAAACAAGCUUAAUUUAAAAACCCAAAAUUAAAUAAACACACACACUAUUCUAUAUAUAUAUAUACAUUUAUUUCUCAACACCGAAUAAACUUGAGUUUUAUAAA